Cylindrotheca closterium is the source of this 2676-nucleotide messenger RNA. NCBI's taxonomy places the organism in Eukaryota, Bacillariophyta, Bacillariophyceae, Bacillariales, Bacillariaceae. The record is from the annotation of a GenBank genome assembly.
AUGAUGGGAUCAACUACAAACUCAAAUUACCUACAACGGAGUAAUGGUGCCAUCUUUCUGGGAUCCUCAAUUGUUUCUCCAGUCUUUGUGGAAGUAAUACCAUUGGCGAUGGAUGUCAAUUCUCAUCAGCCAUCAUUCUCCAACUUUGGCUGCAAACAACACUUGAGACAAUUAACCAAGAGUGCUGGCUUUUCAUUUACUUCUGAAGACACUCCGGGUACGUUAGUGAUUGAAUGGGAAGACGCUACUACCAGCACCACUGCCGAUGGCUUGCGAUCUGGAUAUCUAAUGGACCAAAAGGAGUCGACCCAACGUGUGAUCCUUCCAGGGAAUCCAAAGUCCACCCCUGUCUUUUUUCUGCCCUCGGAAGACCCGUCUGUGUUGGACUUGCUGCCAUGUUGUGUUCGUGUCUACAGUCAACGCAUAAGGACGACCUCCCAACAAUCCACAUCGUUGGUUGCCUUUUCACCCGCUUGCUUGGUGCGGGUCCUUCCAAUCUCGACAGCUCGAUCGGGUACGUAUCAUGCCGACACGAAUCGUUGGAUCAUGGACCUGGCCAAGACCAUGCCAUCUUGGUACCAACAACAACAACUCCUGGAUGCCCUCUCAGCCGAAUCGGGAGAUGAAUUCUUGUCGGAAGAUUUGCUACGAGAAGUGCAAACCAACCAUAAUGAGGAUACAGUUCAUCAAUUGAAAGUGCGACUGUCGUCGUUGUUGUCUGAAAACAUUACGAUUAGUACUACGGCAGAUGCAAGACAGUUACAAAGGGAGCAACAAGAGCGGCGGUUGAAGAUGGCGCAAGCCAUUCGAGGUCAUUGCAAAGAGAAACAAAUACCAUUAAAGCCUCUAGAAAUUGGUGAGACAAGCCAAGAAGGACACAAGUCGCAAAGACAUCCGCUCCAAUGGGAGCCUUCUUUGAUUAUUCAUUCCCCGAAUCAUGCUGACGGCAAGACAUUGCUGGUACAAGCCAUUGCCCAUACCGUUGGAUGCUCCAAAAUUCACCUCAUUCGCCCAGGCGCUCUCUUGGCCAAAUAUGGAAUCUAUGCGGAUGCCGCUCUCGAAUCAUUGUUGCAUUCCAUUGUGAUCAGCUCGGCUGUUCGAGGUGAUUGUAUUUGCAUCAUUCUAGACCACUUGGAUUCGCUCAUGCCAGCACGAUUAUCGGGAAGAAGUACGACGGGAGAUGCAGCAGCUCCAGUCAUGAAUGCAAUUUCAUCGUAUUUACGCAAGGUGACUUCGGUGCUCAAGUCGAGCCGAGAAUGGCCCUUUCCAGUCAAGAACCCCUUAUACAACGCUUACGGAAGUGGGGGUCGGGUUCUAACGGUCAAAGUCGCUUUGGUUGGCAUCGUCACCUGUCCCAAUGAUGGUUGGAAGUCUUUGCAUCGAGAUAAGGGAGGAAGCUCGACCAUUUUGGAAUCCUUAGUGGGUGGCACCUACCGCGUUCAACCGCCGAUUGCGCCCACAAGGCUCCGGGCCUUUGCCACUGCGUUUGAAAAUCGUCAGAUUCGCUUAGAUGACAGUGCCAAGGCGAGACUCCCCAUUGCGGCUGCAUCGGCAGCAUGGGCUAAGGGUGCCGCCUUUGGAAAGGUGGCGAGAAACCUAGAAUCAAUUGUGAAGUCACAUAUUGGCGUUUCAUUUAUGGUUGCAUCGGUUCACAACAUCGAUAUGGCAAUGGCCAUUGCAAAGAGUGGAAGCUCCCAGUUUGCACAGGUCACUUUUCAAGGAACAGAAGAAGAGCAUACGGCUCAUGGCCCAAAAGGUCGAUCGUACUUUGAAUCUGUUGGCGGUAAUGUGGAGGCUAAGAUUGCGCUGGAGAAUGCGCUGGCCUUGGACCCACGCAAGCGAAAGGCCCUUUCCAAGUUUGGUUUGGCGCCACCCGUUGGAAUUCUUUUGUAUGGACCUCCUGGUUGUGGGAAGACUUUACUGGCCAAGGCGGUGGCAAAACUGUUAAAGGCCCCGCCUUCUGAUAGUAGUGCUCCGUCCUUGGGGGGAACUUUUAUUUCUCUGAGUUCCAGCGACAUUGUCCGAGCAGAAAUUGGGACGAGCGAAAAGAUGGUAGCCUCGACAUUUGAAUUUGCCGACAAAAAUGCUCCUGCUGUUAUAUUCUUGGAUGAGUUUCAGGCGCUAUUCACAGAGAGAAGCCGAGGCGGGAGCGGAAAGCUUUCAACAACUUUGCUGCAGUGUUUGGACGAUAUCAAAAGAUGGCAAAGAGUUGACAACUUUGUUCAAGAGAAUGGAAAUAUGGCUAACGAGCAAAAUAACAUUGACGAGCAACCAAGCAAUCGAGUUAUUGUUCUUGCAGCUACAAAUACACCUUGGAUGAUUGAUUCAGCCUUCCUUCGCCCUGGGAGGUUUGAUAGAAUUGUUCACGUCGGACUUCCGAAACCGAAUGAACGCGAGUCAAUUUUGCGGGUUCACAUAGGCAGGAUGAAGGUCGAAGGUGGAGCUGACAUGAUGGAGAAAGUAUGCAGAAAACUGGCAGAGGCGACAGAAGGCUUUAGUGGCGCUGAUCUGGAAGCUCUUUGUCGGUCUGCUGCCGUACGUGCCUUGAUGGACAUUGAUGAAGAUCCAAACCAUAUCGAGCUGACGGAAAGACACUUUGAAAAGGCGUUGGGACAGGAUGUACACGCGAGUAGUGAUGCAGAGCUGGUGGAACGACUUCUAACAUGGCGACUUUGA